CUGAGUAGCGAAGUCUGCCUCUCGACCCAUCACAACUCAGAUUCUGCUUUGCGCGUCUAUAUGAACCGCCGUUGCUCCGACGAACCAGUGGAAACCCCCCGAUCGGAGAAAAUUGACUCCGAUCGGAAGCGGAAGACGUCAGCCGACCACCACCAUCACCACAACCACCACGACAAGCACAAGCAUGGAAGUAGUAAGAGGACCAAGACGCCCUCGUCCGAGAAGGUUAGGGCUUCGCACAUUUUGAUUAAGCACCAAGGCUCUCGCCGUAAGUCGUCCUGGAAGGAUCCCGAGGGCCACCUCAUCUCCGCCACCACCCGCGAGGAAGCCGUCGCUCAGCUAGAGGGGCUCCGCGCGCAAAUCGUCUCCGGCGACGCCACCUUCCAGGAACUCGCCAGGCAGCACUCUCACUGCAGCUCCGCCAAGCGUGGCGGAGAUCUUGGUCCAUUUGGGAAAGGUCAGAUGCAGAAGCCUUUUGAAGAGACAACAUUUGCACUACAAGUUGGGGACAUAAGCGACAUAGUGGACACCGACAGCGGAGUUCAUAUCAUUCUGAGAACUGCCUAAUUGCCUGCUGGAAGCUUGGACCUAUUACAGAAAAUAUUGAAUAUGCUGAUGUAUUUUCAUUACCAGACAGGGUAACAUAAUGGAUCGUAUUACCAUCCUAUCUUAUUACCUUCCUAUAAAUUCCUAUGGUGAAAAAGUAGAGAAUGUCUAGUUGCACUAUAUGACUCAUGCAUUGCAAUUUAACAUGCAUUAUGCUACUUUUCAAGGAAGUUGUUAGAGUUUCAAAUGCGGGUAUACACAUAAGGUAGCUUAUGUC
Messenger RNA from Andrographis paniculata, 823 nucleotides. RefSeq names its product peptidyl-prolyl cis-trans isomerase Pin1-like. NCBI's taxonomy places the organism in Eukaryota, Viridiplantae, Streptophyta, Magnoliopsida, Lamiales, Acanthaceae. The transcript is spliced from 2 exons. The record is from RefSeq and is a predicted model, not a curated record. Gene Ontology annotation, cellular component: cytosol; nucleus. Gene Ontology annotation, molecular function: peptidyl-prolyl cis-trans isomerase activity. The coding region runs from base 61 to 567 and encodes 168 amino acids.